This is a messenger RNA of Paramecium tetraurelia, 1278 nucleotides long. RefSeq lists its product as uncharacterized. The record is from RefSeq and is a predicted model, not a curated record. The transcript has 4 exons. Lineage: Eukaryota; Ciliophora; Oligohymenophorea; Peniculida; Parameciidae.
AUGAAGUAUUUCCAAAAUGGAUUGAAUCAAAUUUGCCAAUAAAUAAUUCGACCAGCAAGAGCAGAAUACACAAUAUAUGAUUUAUCUUCUUAUUAGAUUUAGGAAGAUAGUCAAUACACAAGAGAGGAUUUUGAUAUCAUUAAUCCUCGACAAGAAGUGAUCAAAGUUAGUUAAUACAUAGGCUAAUAAAAGAGCGAUGUCUGCAUUAUCUACUUGCAUACUGCCAAUGGUUCUAGAAUGGAAGUGAGCAAAUAUGUAUCGAUGAUAAUUAAAAAUGGGUUUGCAUUGAUUUCAUUCGAUUUUACUGGGUCUGGAAUGUCAGACGGAGAGAUCGUGACUUAUGGACAUAGAGAGGUAGGAGAUUUGCAAACUGUCAUAAACCAUUUCAAAUCAUCAUAUAAAUAAAUCAUACUCUGGGGAAGAUCGAUGGGUUCUGCUGUUGCUCUCCAAUAUAUGCAAAAGUUCAAUAACAUACUCAUCAAAGGAAUGAUCUUGGAUAGUCCAUUUGUUUGCUUACUAGAUGUGAUUUUGUAAAUGGCAUCAAGUAAAACUAAAAUCCCUAAUUUCAUUUUGAAGAGUCUAUCCACUUUUGUAUCAAAUGAACUCAAAAAAUAAGCUGGAUUUGAUUUAGAAGAAAUCAAUUGUCUCAAAAAGAUUUCGUCAAUUAAGUGUCCUGCCAUAUUCGUGACUUCCAAGUUGGAUACGAUUGUACCGCCUGAACAAACUGAAAAACUGUUUAAGGCUUAUACAGGCAUCAAGCAAAUCCAAUACACAAAUCAACAGCAUAAUGGCAUUAGAGACCAUGCUUUUAUUGAAACACUUAUCCAAUGGUUCAAAAAGAGAACUCCGAUCUUUGAGAGACUGGGAGUGGGCACUCAGAUCAAAUAGAGAAUAAUGCAUAAAUAAAAAAAUACAUUAGGAACAAUUAAGUAGGUUUCAUUGGAUCUCUACAAGGAAAGAUCUUCGAUACUAGAAUACCAAAGAAGUUUGAACACUUCAGUAUCUCCCAGAUAAACGAUCAUGAAUAAAUAGAAAUUAACUGCAGAGGAGAAGUAUAAUCAAAUGUUGGAAACUCAAAGAUCUCUUUAUUUGGAUCGGUCUGUUUCUGCAAAAAGAAUUUAAAUUAGCAAUUCCAUUGAUUAUUAGAUAUCUCCUAUGCCUUUAGCACCUUUAAGCAAUAAAAUAGUUACUUCAUCAUAACACAAUUAUUUCUCUCAUUCAAAACCCAUCACUUUCACCAAGAUACCUCAUAAGACAAAAGAUUGCACUUAGGUUUGA